CUCCACUCCACUUGUGUUUCAUAUAAUAAUAAAAUAAAAUAUUUUGAUCCCUUGUUAUUCUUAGCUCAAGAACUAUUAAAAGUUGGGUAUUGUGUUCAAGAUUUAAGCUUUUUUGAGUUGAUAAGAAAGAAUGUAAAUGGGUUCUCUCAGUCCACUUGUGCCAUUGAAACGAGACUCUCUACUCAAAUCUUUUUCAAGACCACCGUACGAUAAUAAUGGGCGAUUUAUGAUUUUGAACAAGAAGAAGAAGAUUGAUUACCUGCAAUGGAUUUCUGCUUUGGCUGUAUUCAUCUUUUUUAUCUUCUUGUUUCAAUUGUUUUUGCCUCUUUCGAAAGAAAUCGAUGAUGGAGAUUUCUUCUUCUUGAAACAAGAUAACAACAACUUGUUAUUGAAAAAAAAUGAUGGUUUGGGUUUUGGUGAAAAUGUCAAGUUUAUGCCCACCAACAAAAACACCACCAAUAAUACAUUUGGGAACAGAAAGCCUCUGCUUGCUUUGGUUUUUGCACAUCUAUUGGUUGAUCCACAGCAGAUAUUGAUGUUCUCUGUCGCAUCUGCUCUGAGGGAAAUUGGCUAUCAAUUUCAGGUUUACUCACUUGAAGACGGGCCUGUCCAAUCUAUUUGGAAUAGUAUUGGAGUUCCGGUUAAUAUUGUGGAUGCUAAUGAUAAAAGGGGCAUUACAAUCGACUGGUUAAACUAUGAUGGUAUACUCGUCAGCUCUAUUGCAGCAAAAGACGUCAUCUCAAGCCUUUUGCAGGAACCGUUUAAUUCUGUACCUCUUAUCUGGUCUGUCAAUGAAAAAGCUCUUGCUAUACGUGCCAUGAGAUAUGUGUCGAGUAGCCAAGUUGAGUUGAUUGACGACUGGAAGGCUAUCUUCAAUCGAGCCACUGUUACUGUUUUCUCAAACUAUGCCCUACCUAUGCUUUAUGCUGCCUUUGAUGCUGGAAACUACUUUGUCGUACCCGGAUCUCCUUCUGAAGCAUGCAAAGUAGGUAACUCAGCGUUCAUCCACAAAAAUGUGCGCGUAGAUAUGAAUGUUGGGUUGAAUGAAUUCGUUGUUGGAAUUGUGGGAAGUGAGUUUCUAUAUAAAGGAAUGUGGCUGGAGCAUGCUUUUGUUUUAAAGGCCUUAUUGCCUCUUUUGAACCACUUUCCUAUUGGCGACAAUUCAAGUCCCGCUCUCAAGAUCAUGAUAUUGAGUCAAGAUUCAACCGGUAAUUACAGUGCAGCUAUAGAGGAAAUUGCUUCAAACCUCAAAUACCCGAUGGAUACAGUGAAGCAUGUAGCUUUAAACCAACUUGAUGAAGAUGUUGGUGUUCUAAGCAUAAUGGAUCUUGUAGUAUACGGAUCAUUUCUUGAAGAACUAUCAUUUCCUGACGUUCUGAUUAGAGCAAUGUGCCUUGAAAAACCAAUAAUCGCUCCUGACCUAUCAGUAAUCAACAAACGUAUUGAUGAUGGGGUAAAUGGCCAUAUAUUCCGGAAGGAUAAUUUAGAGGAUUUAACACGGAUAAUGCUACAAUUGGUGUCUGAGGGAAAAGCAUUGUCGCAAGCUCGCAAUAUAGCCUCAACCGGCAAAAAGACUGCUAAAAACAUGUUGGCUUUGGAAGUUAUUCAAGGGUAUGCUUCAUUGCUAGAAAACAUAUUAUUUCUUCCUUCAGAAGUUGCAUAUCCAAGGACAAUAUCAGAAGCUCCUCCUGAUAUCAAAACAGAGUGGCAAUGGCUUCCUUUUGAAGCUAUUUCAGAUCGUAGAUAUGUAGAUAGAACUUUAGGGAUAAACCAUUUUCUAAACGAGGCUGAAAAUCGCUGGAAUCAUACUCUAAAAGAAGAGAGACCAGGUGCUAUUCCAGACAAUGAUACCUUUGUAUACGGUUUAUGGGAAGAUGAAAGAAGAAAUCAGAUGAUGAAAGCUAAAAGAAUGAGAGAAGAUGACGAGCUGAGGGAUAGAAGUGAUCAAUCGAGGGGGAAAUGGGAAGAAGUAUACAAAAAUGCAAAGAAAACUGACCGGAGUAAAAAUGAUUUGCAUGAGAGGGAUGAUGGAGAACUCGAAAGAACAGGUCAACCGUUAUGUAUCUAUGAACCUUACAAUGGGCAAGGAUCUUGGCCUUUUCUGCACCUUAAAUCACUUUAUCGUGGUAUUGGACUUUCCACAAAAAGCCGAAGAUCAAGAAGAGAUGACAUUGAUGCACCUUCUCGUCUUCCUCUUCUAAACUCACCCUACUACCGUAACACCCUUGGUGACUUUGGAGCAUUUUUUGCUAUUGCUAACCGUAUUGACCGUAUACAUAAGAAUGCUUGGAUCGGGUUUUUGUCGUGGCGGGCUACAGCUAGGAAGGAAUCUUUAUCGGACCGUGCUGAGAUUGCUUUACUAGAAGAUAUUGAAGCUCAAAAACACGGGGAUGCUGUCUAUUUUUGGGUCCGUGUGGAUAAAGAUCCAAGAAGCCCAAUACAACAGGAUUUUUGGUCAUUUUGUGAUUCAAUAAAUGCCGGUAAUUGCAAGUUCUCGUUCUCGGAAGCUUUGAAGAAAAUCUACGGGAUCAGAAAUAACUCGACUGUUCUCCCUCCGAUGCCCACAGAUGGAGGAACAUGGUCCAUCAUGAAUAGCUGGGCUAUGCCAACCAAAUCUUUCCUCGAGUUCGUGAUGUUCUCAAGAAUGUUUGUAGACGCUUUAGAUGCACAAUUUUAUGAAGAGCAUCAGAAAAGUGGUUUGUGCUACUUAAGUUUGUCUAAGGACAAGCAUUGCUACUCGCGGAUUCUCGAGGUUCUUGUAAACAUUUGGGCUUAUCAUAGCGCGAGAAGAAUGGUGUACAUAGAUCCCGACACCGGAACAAUGAAAGAACAACAUGAUUUCAAGAAACGGAGAGGUAAAAUGUGGAUCAAGUGGUUUGGCUACAGCACCCUCAAGGCCAUGGAUGAAGAUCUGGCGGAGGAGGCCGACUCGGACCACCACCCAGGAAGGCGGUGGUUAUGGCCUUCAACGGGUGAGGUGUUGUGGAAGGGAAUAUAUGAAAAGGAAAGAAUGCAAUCUAAAAAGGAGAAAGAAACAAAGAAGCAAAAGACGCGAGAAAAGAUUCAAAGAAUCAAGAACCGGACUCGCCAAAAAGUGAUAGGGAAGUAUGUGAAGCCUCCACCGGAGAAUGAGACAAAUAAUGUGGUGGCAGUAGAAAGGCAUUUCAGGUAGCUUAAUUAAAAGGUGAUUCUUGUUAACUUAGCGUUGAUGACGACGUCGUUUACAACAGUGUAGUUGGUAGUUUGAUUAAUUAUACUUGAAUUUUUUCGUGAAGUAAAUUUUGAGUGUUGCUUUUGGGCAAGAUGCAUAGGGGUGCUCCUUAAUUUCAGGGUUUUUGUAUGUAAAAAUUGCAUCUUUUGAUGAUGCUGAUACCAAUACUAAUUUUAAACUUAGUUUUUUUUUA
This is a messenger RNA of Erigeron canadensis, 3404 nucleotides long. RefSeq lists its product as uncharacterized. NCBI's taxonomy places the organism in Eukaryota, Viridiplantae, Streptophyta, Magnoliopsida, Asterales, Asteraceae. The coding region runs from base 137 to 3172 and encodes 1011 amino acids. The transcript is spliced from 14 exons. The record is from RefSeq and is a predicted model, not a curated record.